CACUUCGAUCAGCUGUUGGACAACAACAACAAAGAGCAAGCAGCGAGGAGGAAACAAGCUCACACUCCCGCGUAGUUUUUACCCAUUUAAGGUUGAUAUAUAUAUAAUUAUAUACGUAAAUGUUUUUAUUUCUUCCGUGAAGAAACCGCAGGUGUUCAUGUUUUUACCAAAUCUAAAAUUUCUACCUCACAGUGACGGAUUUUUCCUGCUGCAGGAUUCAGUCGUGGUCCUGCUUCCACUGUCCCUCAGAUGAUUUGUGGCUCCGCCUCUUUCAUGCACUUCAACAUCAUCGUUUCAGCGCCCCGCAGCUGAUGACCAAACGUGCGGCUCACAGCACAUCAGCCUAGCCUCGUCAGCCCAGCUCCACAGCCAGUCUCCGUCUUCAGUGAGGAUGUUCCAGAGGUUCGCCAGCGCUCUGUUCGGGGACGAUGUGGAAGAGCUGAGACAACGUGCUCCACCAGGUGGCAGUAGCAAAGAGAACGAGGAAGAGGACGAAGACUGGAUCCUGGUGAACUACCUGGCUGAAGCCUGCUCCAGUCAGUGUGGUGAUGGUCUGUCUGGAUCCACUGGUGGUCGUGAAGAUGAGGAGGAGGACGACGACGACGACGACCUGGUGAUUGUCCCCUCAACAUUGACCAACUCCCCAACCCGCUACGCCUCCUGCACCUCCCUCAACUCCACGGCAGACACUGAUCCAGAUGGUGGCGUUGAAGAGGAUGAGGUCGAUGGCGAUAACGACGACGACGAUGAUGAUGAUGUGUUAGAGGAAGACGGCGGGUUCCUGCGGUUGGAGUCCUGCUCUCUGGAGGAAAGCUGGUUUGUCACACCUCCACCGUGCUUCACCGGCCGCAGCAGCCAGCCCGUCCUCCUGGAGACCAGUCCUCUGGAGAACCUGCUGAUUGAACACCCCAGCAUGUCCGUCUACGCCCACCACAGCCCACCGCGACUCCCCCUCGACCCCCUGCAGUGCUCCUUCGACCACGAGCUGGAGUUUCUCUCCGCUGCAGCUCCAACUGCGGCUGGGAAGGAGAAGACAAGGCGCCCCCUGGAUGGACCCCGGCACAGGCCUGAGGUGGCUAUUGUUCAGCGUCACUCCAGCCUUCAGGCAGCCUGCUACGCUGCAGCGUUCUCCACCCGGGUCAGCCUCCUACAUCAGCGACCAGGUGGUGCCACCCAACGCUCCCAACCACUCUCUCGUAACGCCCUGCGGCGCCUCAACCUGCUGCGCCCCCCUAAGGCCAGCACGGUGCACCUGCACCAGCCGAGCCAGAGGCACCUCAACUUCUGAGGGACGCUGCCGUGACACCUUCAUCGACGUGGAUCGCUAACUCAGGUCCAGGCUUUCACCAGCACCCGUUUAGCCUUCACUCAGACAUCGAAGCUGUCCUGAAAACAUUAUUAGGUGAAAGAGGGAAAAUGGUUCAAAGAGAUAUCUGUCUUUUUAUUGGCGGUGAGGUCAGUUUAGCUCCUCCUCCUCUUCACUUCUCCCUCUUGUCGAUAUUGAGGAGUGACCCUGCCAUCCACCUUCUUUUUUUAUGUCUAAUCACAGUGAGGACGAGCGGUCACAUGACCUCCUCUCCCUCAUCUUUUUCUUAGUUUCUUCUUCUUGUGUAGAAUCAUUACUGUAGGUCACUUUACUCAGAGGCAGGUUAGCAGCACUGACCACGGGAGAUGAAAACCGUCAACAGCCACUCGCACCACCUGUUAGCAUCCAUACAGGUGGCGCUGAGUCGUCGUUGACCGCUGAUUGUCAAGAAGUUUACGGUUUUGGUACAUUUGGAUGUUAGCUACGGCUGUAGUUCAUGCAGUUAAGGAGCUACACUCUGUUUAUAAAUACAUAAAC
Molecule: messenger RNA, 1843 nt
Organism: Cynoglossus semilaevis (tongue sole)
Lineage: Eukaryota; Metazoa; Chordata; Actinopteri; Pleuronectiformes; Cynoglossidae
Gene: tp53inp1
Product: tumor protein p53 inducible nuclear protein 1
Exons: 4
Coding region: 392-1288 (298 amino acids)
Biological process (GO): autophagosome assembly; positive regulation of DNA-templated transcription
Cellular component (GO): autophagosome; nucleus
Source: RefSeq, a predicted model, not a curated record